AUGGCCGUGCUACCAGAGAUGUCGGCGACUACGGAAGAAGUUACGAUUGAGGACAUUCAGAUCGGUGAUCCCGAUGUGCCUCUCACCACAGAUCAACAACGGCUCAGAUCGCUGAUCUGGAAGAGCCGUCACCUCCUCAUGGGUAAAGGUAAUGCUCUACCACCAGCAGCACGAGGCGCGAUCUGUGAUAUUGAUGUCGGUGGGGCAGCACCGAUAGCGCAAAGAGUGCGUCCGGUCGCACCCAAAUAUCGGAAGAAGCUGUCAGAUCUCAUCAAAGGACUAUUAGCAGCCAAAAUCGUUCAGCCAUCCACGUCACCUUGGGCGUCUCCGAUAGUGGUGAUCAUCAAGAAGAACGGAGUGGAUAUUCGCCUUUGCAUUGAUUAUCGAAGAGUGAACCAGCUGACGCGUCUGAUGGUUUAUCCCAUGCCGUUGAUCAGCGAUCUGUUGGAAGAUCUGGAUAAAGCUCUAUGGUACUGUUCGCUAGACAUGGCUAGUGGAUUUUGGGUCGUCGAAAUGACUGAACGAGCAAAACUGAUCUCAGCGUUUGUCACACCAUUUGGCUUGUUCGAGUGGCUGCGAAUGCCUUUUGGGCUUAAGAACGCGCCCCAGAUCUACCAACGUCUGGUGGACAAUGCGUUGUAUGGAUAUCUCAAGAUCGGCCAGAGAUCAGCUUCUGAUGGCCCGAUCGACGUGUUUAAAGAUGGAGAACCUGAGACAGAUCGACGACCGUCUAUACUGGGACGCCGAUCUUACAUUAACGAUAUUCUCAUACCAGCCACGUCAUGGGGAUCUUUGUACACAAAAGUAGAACGGUUGCUGGAGGCAUGUGAUAAGCGGAAUCUGUCUAUCAGCCUCACGAAGAGCUUUUGGGGGUGCCGUAAGGUCGAUUAUUUGGGACAUCGAGUGUCGAUGGAUGGUCUGGAGGCUCAGCCCAAGAACCUAGAGUCGUUGGUUAACAUCCCGUUUCCUAGCACGCUACGAGCUAUGCAAUCCUUUCUCGGGAGCUUGAACUACUACCGUCGCUUCAUUGAGGAUUUCGCGGUGUAUGCCGCGGUGUUGUAUGAGUUAAGAGAAUCGGAUUUCUUCGAGAUCGGCCGAUCUCAGCUUGCAGCAGGAGACGAAUGCUCCAACGAGGGUCGAUGGACGGAAGCCAAGGUUGCUUUCACUAUGCUAAAAGCUAAGAUAGCUACAGCUCCCAUGCUCAAGCAUUUCGACCCAGAUCGGUCCCCCGUAAUCGUGGUUUACGCUAGCAAGUGGGCUGUCUCAGCGGCCCUGAUACAGGAGUACGAUGGCGUGUACCAUCCGGUGACGUUUACUAGCCGCACUUUAAAGCCUAAUGAGCUUAACUACGGAACGGUAGAAAAAGAAGUGCUGGCGCUACUUCGUGUGUUGGAUGUAUGCUAUACUACGCUUGCCUCGCGAGAGAUCACUGUACUGACCCGACAUUCUACGUUAGCCUGGUUGAUGCAGUCUCGAGGGCUCAACGGGAGAUUAGGACGGUGGGCUGCUUUGUUGUCAAAUUGGACUAUGGAGGUGAAGAAAUGUGAAAGAGGAGAGGAAGAGAUCCUGGGCAUGUUAGCAGCGAGUAUUACUCCGAGAGGAGAAGUGGAAGAGAUGCUGAUUGCGAUCUCCCCACGAAAAGACUGUCGACUCAAAAUAUCGAUGCAUCCUCCAACGGUGGAAACAGAUGAGGAGUUGCUGGUGGCCAGUUUCGAUGGAUCGGCUAGGAUAAAAAAGAAAGGAGGGUCGUUCAGUGCCGUGAUAUGGAAGUCACCCGAAUGGACGAUCGUGGCGGCCGAAUCGAGAUAUGUUCACGAUCUGACUGUGAAUGAAGCUGAGUAUAAUGGCUUGCUACUGUGCUUUGAGUUACUCGCCGAUCUGGAUAGGGGGCGAGUAAUACUGUGUGGAGAUUCCAGUCUGGUGAUUCGACAGAUGCGCGGUGAGAUCGACUGCAAGGCACCGGGCCUUCAGCUUCUGAGACAAAAGCGUUGGAGAAGCUGCAGUCAUGGCCUAGUCACGAGUUUCUGCAUAUGA
This is a messenger RNA of Peronospora matthiolae, 2034 nucleotides long. NCBI's taxonomy places the organism in Eukaryota, Oomycota, Peronosporomycetes, Peronosporales, Peronosporaceae. The record is from the annotation of a GenBank genome assembly.